This is a messenger RNA of Phalaenopsis equestris, 1023 nucleotides long. RefSeq lists its product as uncharacterized. Bases 58 to 687 code for a protein of 209 amino acids. NCBI's taxonomy places the organism in Eukaryota, Viridiplantae, Streptophyta, Magnoliopsida, Asparagales, Orchidaceae. The transcript has 2 exons. The record is from RefSeq and is a predicted model, not a curated record.
AGCGCCGCUAUAAGCGACUGCUUCCUCUCUCGCUCACUAAGCAGUGUCUGUAAGGACAUGGAGGCAGCCUCUAGAGCCAGGUCAAGCUGUCUGGUUUCACCUGUUACAAACCGAUUUCAAAGUUCGAUCUCGCCGGCGGGACGAUUCUCCUCUUCUUCGCCGGGAUAUUCCUCCACCAAAGCCUUUGCAAGCUCGUCUUCGAGCUUCUCCUCCCCAUCCUCUACCUAUUUGCAUCGCUCUGCCUCCCCAACCCGCGUAAACCUCACCGGAUCUGUUCUUCAGAACCACUCCAUCCGCUUCUCCCUCGAUCGCUCCACCUCCCCUGGCCGGUCUAUCUCCGUAGUCAGCAACCGCGAUCUUGUCGUCCGAGCUUCGAUUUCCUCCUCCGGCAGCCGGAAAACCUGCAUGUGCUCGCCAACCACUCACCCUGGCUCCUUCCGCUGCAGUCUCCACAAAGGCCAGAAACAUAAUCCGUCUGCAGCGGUUUCGUCUCCAUCGAAUCGGUUAAAUGCGCGGCGAUCAGCCAUGACUAAUUCACUUGUCAGGAUCGGCACUGUCGAGGGUGAUUUAGUCAAGAGAGCGCUCUCGGCUCUGAUUCGUCCUUCAUCGCAUCGGCAACGGAGAAGAGCAGACUUCCAGCCGCGUCCUAGUCGGCUCUCCAAGAUGUCUAUGGCCGAUGAUCAAUAAAGCAGAGCAGAUCGUUGAUUCGAGAUUGAUUCAUCCGUUUUUCCCGUUCAGCCGUAAACCUACGUCGACUUUCGUCGUUUGGGUACUUCGGUGCGUUUACUUCGGCGUUAAGUUCUCCUUCGCCGUCAUGUUUGAAUUAAGCGUUUGGCAUCUGGUUUUGUUGAGGUAAGGCGUUCCAUUUUGUUAUCUGUUUAAUUUGUUUGUUCUUUGAUCGGUACGUUGCGUAUUGAUGCAGGAUUGGAGGAUCGACAGCCGACGAUUACUGUGAAACUCUGUCGUUCAUUGUAUCUUCCAAAUGGAUGGCAAUCAAAAUUUUACUGGUGGACAAUGAAAUAA